This is a messenger RNA of Manihot esculenta (cassava), 1399 nucleotides long. Its product is annotated as caffeic acid 3-O-methyltransferase 1. Gene Ontology annotation, molecular function: O-methyltransferase activity; protein dimerization activity; S-adenosylmethionine-dependent methyltransferase activity. Gene Ontology annotation, biological process: methylation. Bases 195 to 1253 code for a protein of 352 amino acids. The record is from RefSeq and is a predicted model, not a curated record. The transcript has 5 exons. NCBI's taxonomy places the organism in Eukaryota, Viridiplantae, Streptophyta, Magnoliopsida, Malpighiales, Euphorbiaceae.
UAUUACCAUAUGAUCGAUCAUCAAUAUAAAACCGGUAUACAAGGUCUGGCAGACCGACAGAAGCAGUGGUGAUGGUAUGGCCAUGACACAUGGGAUUGAUCUUUCAUGUGAAGAUUCCGUGGAAAAUCUUAUCCUACAUGUAUAAAUUGCAAUAACCGAAGAAGCACCUCAACUAUCAACACAAAAAGAAGAAUAUGAGUUCUUCAACUUCCUUACCAACUUCUCAGCAGGAUGAUGAAGCUUAUAGCUUUGCUUUAUAUCUUCGCAGCGCUUAUGUAUUCUCUCAUGCCCUCGCUAUUUGUCUGCAGCUGAAGCUUUUCGACAUCAUUGCUCAAGCAGGUCCUCUCACUGCUGCUGAGAUCACUGCUCACCUUCCUACUCGCAACCCAGAUGCUCCUUCCAUGAUUGAUCGCCUGCUCAGACUCCUCGCUUCCUACUCGCUGCUCACUUCUUCUCAUGGUCUUAUUGAAAGGCGUUAUGGCCUUUCUUCCACUGGUCAGUUUUUCGUUCGGGACAAUAAACAUGGAGUCUCCAUGGCUGCUUUCCCUGCUGAUGCCAAAGCUUUAACCGAGGCCUGGUUUUACCUAAAGGACUCAAUUCUUGAAGGUGGGAAUCCAUUUGAGAGAGCCCAUGGGGUACCCAUGUACAAAUACAUAAGUUCAGAUCAAGAAUCGGUGAAAGACUUCAGCAAAGCCAUGGAUAGCAUUUCCUCUUAUAUCAUAAGCAAAGUUCUUGAUAGCUACAAUGGUUUCCAGGGACUGAAAUCUCUGGUGGAUGUGGGUGGCGGUUCUGGAGUUGCCAUUAACAUGGUUAUUUCAAAGUACCCUUCUAUAGCUGGCAUUAAUUUCGACUUGCCUCACGUGGUUAAAGAAGCUCCACCUCAUCUUGGUGUCAAACACGUUGGAGGAGAUAUGUUGUCAGGUAUUCCAAGUGCAGAUGCUAUUAUGAUGAAGGACGUUCUUCAUAACUGGAGUGAUGAACAGUGCACCAAGAUUCUCAAGAAUUGCUAUGAUGCUUUGCCAGAGGGUGGGAAGGUGAUUGUGGUGAGCCAUAUAAUGCCACGGGCACUGGAUUCAAGCAUUGCUACUAAAUACGUAUGCCAAUUGGAUGUGAUGAUGUUUCUAUUCCCUGGAGGGAAGCAAAGGACUGAGGAAGAGUUCAAGGACUUGGCCAAGGCUACUGGCUUUUCACGGUUUCAACUCAUUUGCUAUGUUGCUUAUGAUGCAGUGGGUGUCAUGGAAUUCUACAAAUAAUCUGUUUAGACAAUUGGAUUAUCUGUAUCAAUGCCUUGGUCGUGCUUCACAACUUCUUUCAAUGUUUUAAAUGUCUUAUACUACGUUCCAAUAUGCAGCGAAACAUUUCUAUUUUAUUUAAUAAAAUAAAUUAGUUUAGUUUUUAA